This is a messenger RNA of Strongylus vulgaris, 621 nucleotides long. NCBI's taxonomy places the organism in Eukaryota, Metazoa, Nematoda, Chromadorea, Rhabditida, Strongylidae. The record is from the annotation of a GenBank genome assembly.
AUGCGCUUAGCAUCGUUGCUGCUCUUACUUGUCCUGGAUGUUGUAUCCGGUGACAGAACUGCACAAGCUUUGGCCGAUAAGGUCACAAAUCUGCCGCAAGUCUCUUUCCAAACGAAUUUUGAACAAUUUGCUGGCUAUUUAAAUUCCACUGAUGGAUCAAUACAAUCUCAAUUGCACUACUGGUACAUUGAAUCCCAAAAUGAUCCUGCCAAUGAUCCAUUGAUACUGUACAUGAACGGAAUACAAUGUAGUUCGAUUUAUGCGAUGUUAAUGAAUGUUGCCAAUCUACUUGUAAUUGACACACCUGGAGUUGGAUUCUCGCCCAAUUCGAAUGAGGAUUUUAACGAUGAAAGGGUUGCUGCAUUUAUGGAAAAUGCUCUCAACAACUUCUUCACUGUAUAUCCCGAGAGGACCAGUAAUAUAGUGUACUUAGCUGGAGAGGGUUACGCAUCAGUGUAUGCGGCAAAAAUUGCACGAAAUAUUCUGGAAAAAUUUGAUCUCGGCCAAUCACAAACGAAUUUACAGGGAAUUUUGAUUGGAAAUGGAUUGCUUAGCGCUCAAUUUGAAUUCAACAGCAUUCUUCCAAUAGCUUACACGCAUGGAUUCGCUGGCAAAGAGUAG